UGCAGUUAAUCGUGCACGCAAUCUACAACACACCGUGAAAGGAGCAAGAAAGCAGAAGUAGCUGUCUGUACAGAACUUGACAGGGCUACGCAGCAGCAAGUUUCCUCCCGUGAAGAACCACUGGGAUAUGAUUGUGCCUUGCACUUUAAUCUUCGGUCUCCUGGCUUUCAGCCAAGCAGCUAAUCCUUGCUGCUCAAACCCAUGCCAGAACAGAGGAGUGUGUAUGACGACAGGUUUUGACCGAUAUGAAUGUGACUGUACAAGGACAGGAUUUUAUGGGGAAAACUGUACUACACCGGAAUUCUUGACCUGGGUGAAACAGUCAUUGAAACCUACUCCGAACACUGUCCACUACAUCCUCACUCACUUCAAAGGCGUCUGGAAUAUAAUAAACAGCAUUCCCUUCUUCCGUGAUUCCAUCAUGAGAUAUGUAUUGACAUCAAGGUCACAUUUGAUUGACAGUCCACCAACGUACAACAGCCAGUAUGGUUACAAAAACUGGGAAGCCUAUUCCAACCUUUCCUUCUAUACUAGAGCCCUCCCACCAGUGGCACUGGACUGCCCAACACCCAUGGGUGUUAAAGGUAAGAAGGAGCUCCCAGAUUCUGCAGUAGUUGUGGAGAAAUUUCUGCUGAGGAAAAAAUUUAUUCCUGAUCCUCAAGGCACAAAUAUGAUGUUCACGUUCUUUGCUCAACAUUUCACCCACCAGUUCUUUAAGACAGAUCACCACAAAGGGCCAGCCUUCACCAAAGCUCUCGGCCAUGGGGUUGACUUGAACCACGUCUAUGGAGAGACUUUGGAUAGACAACUUAAGCUGAGGCUACUUAAGGAUGGAAAGCUGAAGUAUCAGAUGAUUGAUGGAGAAAUGUACCCUCCCACUGUGAAGGACACUCAGGCAGAAAUGAUCUACCCACCUCAUGUUCCUAAGCACCUGCAAUUUUCUGUAGGCAAUGAGGUGUUUGGUUUGGUCCCAGGUUUAAUGAUGUAUGCCACAAUAUGGCUCAGAGAGCACAAUCGGGUCUGUGACAUCCUUAAGCAGGUGCAUCCAGAAUGGAAUGAUGAGCAGCUUUUCCAAACUACCAGGCUCAUAUUGAUAGGAGAGACCAUCAAGAUUGUUGUUGAAGACUACGUGCAGCAGUUGAGUGGCUACUACUUCAAGCUGAAGUUUGAUCCCGAGCUGCUGUUUAACCAGCAAUUUCAAUAUCAGAAUAGAAUUGCAGCCGAAUUCAACACUCUGUACCACUGGCACCCACUUCUGCCUGACAGUUUUCAGAUCCAUGACCAGGAGUACACUUUCCAGCAAUUUCUCUACAACAACUCUAUCAUGGUGGAACAUGGCCUUUCCCACAUGGUGAAAUCCUUCUCCAAGCAAAUUGCUGGCAGGGUUGCUGGGGGUAAGAACGUUCCUUUUGCAGUACAGAAAGUAGCUAAGGCUUCAAUUGAUCAAAGCAGACAGAUGAGAUACCAGUCCUUGAAUGAGUACCGAAAACGCUUCCUAAUGAAACCUUUUAAGUCAUUUGAGGAACUUACAGGAGAAAAAGAAAUGGCAGCUGAAUUAGAAGAGCUUUAUGGAGACAUUGAUGCUAUGGAGCUGUACCCUGGCCUUCUAGUAGAAAGGCCUCGUCCUGGUGCCAUCUUUGGUGAGACCAUGGUGGAACUUGGAGCACCAUUCUCUUUGAAAGGGCUGAUGGGAAAUGCUAUCUGUUCUCCAGAGUACUGGAAACCAAGCACCUUUGGCGGAAAAGUGGGCUUUGAAAUAAUCAAUACUGCCUCUCUACAAAAGCUCAUCUGCAAUAACGUGAAGGGCUGUCCCAUCACUGCCUUCCAUGUCCUAAACUCUGAAGCCACAGAAACGGCCACCAUUAACGUCAGUUCCUCAAGCUCCUCAAUGGAGGAUAUCAACCCCACAUUGCUAAUGAAAGAGAGAUCCGCUGAAUUGUAGUACAUUUAUUUAUUUAUUUAUUUAAGUAAUUAUAUAAAUUAUUUAUAUUUAUAUCUUUAUAUUUAAAAAAUGAAAUCCAGACUAUGUCUUACUCAGACAAGGGUUCCACUGAUCAAGGCAGACCACUGUUUUUAAAGUUUGCAUCACUGGAUCCAUAAUUACAAAUUCUGCAACAGAAAGAAGUAUUCCAAAGUGAAUGGAAAAUGGUCCUUUUUUGUUGUUGUUGUUGGGAGUGUUUUGCUAUAAAACUUGACAGUAAAUGUUUUGUUUUGUCACUUGAUAGGCAACAUAAUGCUACAGGAAUAAGUUAUUUUGUCAACAUAUAUUUUAAUUUGAAAAUGAGCUAUCAAAAAAAACAAGAAGAUUGGAUUAAUGAAAACUGCAAUAAUUACUAAUUACAGUACCAUAAUAGUAAAUGAAUGUAAAACAAAUUAUGCAACUUUAAAUGUUUGUAUAAAGUCAGCAAAUGAAAAAGUUAUGUUUCUCACAAACACUACCUCACUAUCAUGCACAUAUUUUAUAUUAACAUUUAAUGAGGAGCCUUAACUUUUAUUUUCUGACUUUGGACAUUGAAACCUAUGCUUUAACGUUCCAUUAAUACUCUUUUUAAAAUUAAAAUGUACUUUAUAAAAAUAUAUAACCUGUGUUUAAAUCCCAAUUAGGUUUUGGAGUUUGCACAACAUAGUAGGGUGGAGGGAAAAAUGUGCUGCUAUUUAGCUAGAAGUAGUUAUUUGCCAGGCUGGGAUAACAGGGCAUUUAUAUUUUGAUCGCUGUGUUGUAUAUUGCAAGAAAUCAUAUCAAGAAAUUACACAAAAUGAUUUUAUAAUAGCACUUUAGAUUUUUACAUGCAGGGAUCAUUUCAUUAUCUUUAGGAGCGGGUGUAGAAUGGCAUUUUCUAUUAAAACUGCUGGGGGAUUUAGGUAGAAAGAAUGCAAUUAUUCAGGCUGGAAUUGGUCAGAAAACAAUUUUGGGAGAAAAAAAUGUCCAGGGAGCUUUACUGACCACUUGUGGACAAGGCUUCCGUUUUAUAUCACAUCUGAAAGAUACAGUCUUCCCAGCACUGUAUAUACUGCAUCCUUAAUAUAGGAUAGGAAAAUGUUAGUAUGAAUAUGGCCCUGUUACAAUUUGACUGUGACUUUCCCUAAAUUUCUAGUUACUUGUUUUUACACUUUGAUUAUUUUAAUUAGGCUGCUCAUUUUAAGAGAUGUUAAUUUGUAACUUUCAAUGCUGAUAACUGAACGAGGAACACACAGUCUAUUGUACACCAAAGUGUAUUCGGUUGGAAGGCUUUUUACAGAUAUGUUUGGGGAUAUUUUUUUUUCUAUGCAAUGCACAAAGUGGAGAAAGCACAAUGCACAUUAAAAGAUGCUGAGGUUUCUUAAAUUCAGAACUGUAAAUGUUUAUAAAUGGACUUACCCAAAAACUUUCAACAUUAAUCCACUCUAGGGAAAAAAAAUUGUUUUAAAAUCUGCACCAUCUUGUUGCCCACUCUAUUACAACUCUGAACUGAGUUAGUUUUCAGAAUUAGGGCCCAAUCCUUCUGUCCCUUUGUAUGAAAUUCAAAAUGAGAGUUCCAGAUACAGCCAGUUUGAAUGUAGAUCAUAAGCUACAUGGGAAAGAAAGCCAGUCUUCCUCUAUUUUGUACAAUGCAAGCACAAUGUCAGCACUCUAAUAACUUAUUAAUUAAUAAUAUAUAAUCCCAACUGAUAGGGUUGGGAUGAUUACCAUAUAUGGCUAUGAGUGCAUGAGAUUAUUUAUAUGUAAUGUUUUAUAUUAAAUAUGUUUGAAUGAUUUUUCCACCUUUAUUUUUUUUACAAAAAGAACAUGUUUAAAAUACAACUGUUAAAAUAAAAAAUGUACGGACAUUAA
This is a messenger RNA of Malaclemys terrapin pileata, 3811 nucleotides long. RefSeq names its product prostaglandin-endoperoxide synthase 2 (gene PTGS2). NCBI's taxonomy places the organism in Eukaryota, Metazoa, Chordata, Testudines, Emydidae. Gene Ontology annotation, cellular component: neuron projection; cytoplasm. Gene Ontology annotation, molecular function: oxidoreductase activity, acting on single donors with incorporation of molecular oxygen, incorporation of two atoms of oxygen; prostaglandin-endoperoxide synthase activity; heme binding. The transcript has 10 exons. Bases 128 to 1942 code for a protein of 604 amino acids. The record is from RefSeq and is a predicted model, not a curated record. Gene Ontology annotation, biological process: cyclooxygenase pathway; response to oxidative stress.